Messenger RNA from Leptosia nina, 237 nucleotides. Lineage: Eukaryota; Metazoa; Arthropoda; Insecta; Lepidoptera; Pieridae. The record is from the annotation of a GenBank genome assembly.
AUGACUGCCUUUUUAAUACCAAUUUACUAUCACUAUACUCGUAAAGCAAUACGAAAUAUGGCAAGUUAUGGAAAAAAGUUCGCGUUGAGCCUCACCGUGAUAUCCCGCGUCGUCGCUCCUCUUAUGUUCACUCCACGGCGCACUACAUUAACGAAUAUUGCACUCAGUUAUCCCACAUCGUCACCCGACAUGAUCCAUCGGGAUGUCGAGAUGGAGUCCGUCACUCCAGGGCUAUGA